GGGGCCGAGCUCCGCUCCUCGGCCGGGCGCUGCCGGGGAGAGUUCGGGGGGAGAGGGCGGACGCUCCUCGCGAGGCACUCGUUGCCGACCGGCGUCGUUUGCCCGCCGGUAAGGAUUUAGUCUGCUCGCGGCCGGGAGCUGUCGCAAUAGGAACGCGAUAAAAGCCGACUUUGAGGCCGCCGAGCGGUUCCGGGAGACAAAGGCGGCUCUUCGCCGCUGUCGGGAGCUCCGAAGCCGUGCCCCGUGCCGGCGCGCCCCGGCACAAACGGGGACGGCGUAGGUCAGCUCCCGUCCCGGUGCGUGAGUUCCCACUUCUCCCUGUUUCCAGCGGCGCGUUCCAGAAGAGGGGCGUCCCCGAGAGUCGGGGCUCGGCUUCACGCGUCUCUGUGAAACGAGGAGUCGGCGAACGGCGGCUUACGCUUCGAACGCGAGAGCCGUGAGCGUGCCGAGCGCUCCAGCCGCCGCCGUCCGGGGGCAGGCGGCCCGGCAGCGCAACCCGCCGCAUCAAACGCACAAGUUCGGCCGCGGCCGGCGGGCUCGAGCCGCUCGCUUCUCGCCGUUCGUUAUGCAGCGGUUUACACCGGAGGGAAACGCGGCGUGCCCGCCGAGGGGCUGCUCGCACCGCGGGCUCGGGGCCGCCGCUCCGGGCACGGUGGGGGGGGGCCGAGCGGGGCGGCAGGUGGCGGCCGUGCCGUGCCGAGCCGAGCCGAGCCGCGCGGCGCCGGGGGGCCUGGCCGCGUCCGCUCCUGCUGGGCGGCGUCCGCGCCGGGUUUUGCACCUUGUCCCCGGGUCUGCCUCCCGGCCCGGGGAGCCGCGCCGCGCGCCGAGCGCUGCCGCCCUGUAUCACUCCGCUGGCACGGAGGGGAGGAGGAGGAGAAGAGGAGGAGGAGAAGGAGGAGGCGGAGGAGGGCCCUCGAUCAUUGUGGCGGCGGCGGAGCGCGGCGCCCGGCUGUGUGAGAGCGGCGCUCCGCACGGGCUCGUCGGCUCCGCUCUCCCCGGCGCGGCCCCGGCUCGUGCGUGUGCGGGCCGGCCGCGGGCCGAGGCGUGCCGCCGGGUUCCCGUUGCCAUGCAGCCCGGCAGCGCGAGUACUUUGCGAGCGCGGCGCGGCACGAGCGCCCAAACUUUUCUCUAGGAGGAACGUACAAUGAGCGAGCGGCCGUGCCCGCCCCUGGGUGCCGGGGCGCGCGAGUGAGUGUGCGGCGUGUGCACGGCGCGUGCGAGCGUGGGCGCGUGCGGAGUCCCCGCGUGUGCGUGUGCUGUCCCCGCGUGCGCGUGUGUGUGCGUGCGGAGGGGCGCGUGUUCCCCUCACCCAUGGGGAGCGCGGGCUCUGGGAGCGACCUCCGGCGGCCCCGCGGAGCCGCUCUGGGCACGGCGGGUCGCGGAGGAGCCGCGGGAGGCGAAGAGCCGCGCUGAGCGCCGGAGUUGGCCGCCGCCGCCGCCGCUCAGUUGUUGCGCCGCUUCCCUGCGGUCACCCCCGGCACCUUCCCCGCUCGCCGCUCCCCCUCCCGCCCCCCCGCCGCGCUCCGCUCUUCUCCUCCUUCAUGUUUUGGAGCUCCUCGAGGGGGAUUGGCUGGGGGCGAGGAGCAGCGCUCGCCGGGGACCGCCGCUUCCCCGCUACAUGCCGGUGCCCCCCCCGCCCCGCGGGGCUGUGAGCGGGACCCCGCGGGGGGCAGCGCGCCGAGUUCCUCCGGAGCGGCGCGCGCGGGGCCGGGCAUGGGGGAUUUCGCGGCCCCGGCCGCCAACGGCAGCAGCGUCUGCAUCAACGCCGGCCUCGGCGGAGGGCUCGCCGGGGCCGCCGCCGCCGCCGCCGCCGGCGUCCCCAAGCACAGCACGGUGGUGGAGCGGCUGCGGCAGCGCAUCGAGGGCUGCCGGCGGCACCAUGUCAGCUGCGAGAGCCGCUACCAGCAGGCGCAGGCGGAGCAGCUGGAGCUGGAGCGCAGGGACACCGUGAGCCUCUACCAGAGGACGCUGGAGCAGCGGGCCAAGAAGACGGGCGCGGGCGGCAAGCAGCCGCCGCCGAGCAAGCAGCCGCAGGAUGCCGAGCCCGCCGCGGCCGAGCAGCGCAACCACACGCUGAUCAUGCUUCAAGAGACUGUAAAAAGGAAGUUGGAAGGCGCACGAUCACCUCUCAAUGGAGAGCAGCAGAAUGGAGUUUGCGAUGGCAGCUUUUCUCCAACCAGCAAGCGGAUACGGAAAGAUGUACCAGGCAUCGAGGCAAUCAACAGCUUGCCCAAUAACUUGCCUUUGCCUGCUGUUUCUCCUCUUCACCAGCUUGACAUGAAAGCAUCCCUGCCCCUGCAGAACAGUGGAACUCAUGGUAGUGGGCUAGAAGACUUGGGUAAAAAUGGUGGGCUUUCAGAGAUAAAGCUCCCUGUUAAUGGUUGCAAUGAAUUAGACGAUGGUUUUAAUGUCCUGCAGAAUAAGGAACUAAAGCAAGAGCCUUUGGACGAUCCUACCUGCAUAGACACUUCAGAGACAUCCCUUUCAAAUCAGAACAAACUCUUCUCAGACAUUAAUCUGAACGAUCAAGAGUGGCAGGAGCUAAUAGAUGAACUAGCAAACACUGUUCCAGAAGAUGACAUACAAGAUUUGUUCAACGAAGACUUUGAAGAGAAGAAGGAGCCAGACCUUACGAGGCCUGCCACAGAGACUCAAGAGAGUGCAAGCGUCAAAAGCGAUCCAUCUCAUUCCCCUUUUGCUCAUGUUCCAUUGGGAUCUCCCCAGGUGAGGCCUUCUUCCUCUGGUCCUCCAUUCUCAAAUGUUUCCACAGCCUCUAGCGUAACUUCUGUAUCCAGUGCUCCACCAGCUCCAAUCCCUGUAGGCUCACCAGCAAACUGUGUUGUUCAGUCGCCUCAGACUCCCAGCCAGGCCCAUACUCCAGGCCAAACUCAGACACGAUCUGGAAAUGGCUAUCUUAUGAACCCAGCAGCAGCAACUGUGGCAGGAUCAGGGCCUGGACCGGUGAAUAUACCAAGUGCUGACUUGUCUCCAGCUGAACAGCUCAAGCAAAUGGCCGCACAGCAGCAGCAAAGAGCUAAGCUCAUGCAGCAGAAGCAGCAGCAGCAUCCAAAUCAAGCCUCAAGCUGGUCGCCUGUGGGUCCUCCAUCUAGUCCGUAUGGAGGGCCUUUCAGUGCAGAGAAACCAAAUAGUCCAAUGAUGUAUCCCCAAGCCUUUAACAACCAAAACCCAAUAGUGCCUCCUAUGGCAAACAAUCCACAGAAGACCACAAUGAAUAACUACCUCCCUCAGAAUCACAUGAAUAUGAUCAAUCAGCAGCCAAAUAACCUGGGCACAAACUCUUUAAACAAACAGCCUAAUAUGCUUUCUUAUGGCAACACCAAACCUCUGACCCACUUCAAUGCUGAGCUGAACCAGAGGAUGACCCCACCAAUGGCAAAUCCCAGCAAGAACCCUAUGAUGCCGUACAUACAGCAGCAGCAGUCCCCGCAGCCGCAGAUGCAAGCUCAGAUGGCAGCACACCUGAGUGAGGAACAGAAGCGCAUGCUCAUCAUGAAGCAGAAAAGCAUGCUGAACCAGCCCAUGGCAUAUGCAACACUUCCUUCCCUUGCUCAGGAGCAGCACCAGGUGGGACUGUCCCGGAGCACAGCACCCAUGCAGCCCUCUGUCCCGCCGGGAGCCAGCAGUGUGGUCACAGGCACGAGCUCGGGGGGGCCCUUCCUGGGCAACCAGCCGCAAGCGGCCAUCAUGAAGCAGAUGCUGAUCGAGCAGAGAGCCCAGCUGCACGUGAUAGAGCAGCAGAAGCAGCAGUUCCUCAGAGAGCAGAGGCAGCAACAGCAGCAGAUCCUAGCAGAGCAGUUGCAGCAGCAGUCACAUUUGCCUCGGCAGCAUCUGCAGCAACAGCGGAGCCCAUAUCCAGUGCAACAGGUCAAUCAGUUCCAAGGUUCUCCCCAGGAUAUAGCAGCUGCGAGAAACCAAGCAGCGCUCCAGAGCAUGAGGACGUCCCGAAUGAUGGCCCAGAAUGCGAGCAUGAUGGCAAUGGGUCCCUCCCAGAACCCGAGCACGCUGCCCACCACGGUGGGCCAGUCAGACCUGGGCAUGGCUCCUUACAGCAACGCCUCCUCCAGCCAGCCGGGAAUGUACAGUAUGAGCACAGGGAUGAGCCAAAUGUUGCAGCACCCAAACCAAAGCGGCAUGAACAUGGCGCAUAACGCAGGCCAGGGAACGAGGCAAACUGCCUCUGGACAAGCGGUGGGAAUGGUCAGCGGUUUUGGUCAGAACAUGCUGGUAAACUCUGCUCUUCCCCAGCAUCAGCAGCAGAUGAAAGGAGCGGUGGGCCAGGUCUUACCCAGGCCACAAGCACCACGGCUUCAGAACCUGAUGGGGACCGUCCCUCAGGGAGCGCAGAACUGGCAGCAGCGAGGCUUGCAAGGUAUACCCGGAAGGACUAGCGGCGAAAUCGGGCCUUUCAAUAAUGGCACAACGUACCCGAUGCAGUCCGGGCAGCCUCGGCUGUCCAAGCAGCAUUUCCCACAGGGACUUAAUCAGACGGUUGUGGACACAAGCGGAACGGUGAGAGCCCUGAACCCGGCCAUGGGGAGACAGCUGCUGCAGCCGCUGCCCGGGCAGCAGGGAACCGGCCAGGCCAGGCCGAUGGUGAUGCCUGCAAUAAGCCAGGGGGUCCCCACGAUGUCUGGUUUUAGCCAGCCUCCCACGCAGCAGAUGCCAGGUGGUAGCUUUGCUCCGAGCAGCCAAGGCCAGGCCUACGAGAGGAAUCCCACUCAGGACAUACCUUACAGCUACAGCAACGAAGGAGCUGGGGGCUCGUUCUCCAGUUUAGCAGAGGGCGCAGACCUCGUGGACUCCAUCAUUAAGAGCGGACCAGGGGAUGAGUGGAUACAGGAACUCGAUGAGUUGUUCGGGAACCCCCAGUGAAUGGGCUUGUAUAGUCUGGAGUUUGGGUUGUUAACGUUCGAAAAAAUCAAAGAGAGGGUUGGAUGUGCUCCCCAUCCUCGGAUCGUUGGGGUUUUUUGUUUGUUUGUUUGUUUGAGUUGGUUUGGGGUUCUUUUGUUUGUUUUCUUUUGUUUUUAAUCGUGCAAAUCGAGCUGAUCUGUAGCCAACUUGGGAAGGUUCGGGUGAUGCCGAGUACAUCGGUAUCACAAGACUUCCACAAGCAGUCUCCACUGCGUGGCAGCACCUGCUGCAUGGGUGUGGGGCAGGAUGGGGAAACUGGGAAAGCCAGCUGACGCCUCUGAAAGGGAAAAUGUGGUCUUUCACUGCUGGAAUGAGGCUUCCUUGCACAGCGGUGUGGGGUAGCCCCGGUGUCCCCCACCUCAUGUAACUGAGAAGGCCGCGGCUUUCGGGGUAGCAGAUGGAAGCCCAAAGAAGCCUGCAGGUGACUGUGCACAACCAGCCCCGGUGUCGGCAGGCCUCAGCCAGCCAUGGCCGGGCUCUGAACUGCUGCAAGGGGCACACACGUGACAAACCGAAUCAGUCACAGAGAGGUCACCAUUUUCACUGCAGAGUGAUAAAAAUCCAGUAGGAGCGUAACAGAACAUGAAUGUGGUUGUGCAGUGAGGACAGUUUGAUUACAGGACCGCUGCUGGAGGUGGCUUUAGUGGGUGGGUUGUGUAAGGAGCUAUUUAGUCCCCAAGGGACUUGCAGUAGUGCUUCCCUGUCAGAGCACUUUGUGUGCCCGGGUAGCAGAACAGAGCUGAGAGAUGCUAAAGGGCUGCAAGGCACCAGGGGACACCAGCAAGAGUCCUAAGGAGGUCCCUGUCUCUCCUCCCUCCCCAGUAUAUCUUUAUACAUCGCCCUCCCAUCUGUCAGUGUAAAACAAAGUAAACUCACUGCGCUUUUCUUCACAAAGGGGCAGGGAGGGGGGGAGAAGACAGGAAGGAGAAGACGUGCAGGGAGGGUCUGGCAAGCAGGAGCUAUUUCCUCCUCUCAUGUUGCAGAAUGCAGGCGUAGCAGGUUGGCAUGUCUGGGCCCUCAACCUGACAUUUAGUGCCACCUGGUCUUCUGUUUUAAGCAAGUGGUGGUCUAACCUCCUUUGUUUGCUGGAAUAACAUUCGCUGCAGUAUUUGAGAAAUGGGAGCCAAGGAAGGACUGCAGUAAAGAGCAUGCAUGAAUGGCUGGAAUAAUGGAUUUAGGCAUUAAAAACAUUGAGUCUGCCCAAAUAUGCUUUUAGGUAACAGUGACGUAUCACUGUCUCCACUGUCUAUUUCCACUGUGUGGACUGGUGCCGAGAGCACUGCAGUGAAGGGACGAUACGUUUUCCACGGAGAUGCUGGCCAUUCUGAUUGCCCAAUGCAGCCGGGGCCUGAGCCGAGGAGAGCUGCCCUCCGAAAGCUGCCACCUCCUCAGCUGAGAGCUGCCCAUCGGGGUAGGUCAUGCUUACCCCGUUCUGAAGCACAGCACGAGGUCCCAUUCCGGUCACUGCCGAAGAUGGCAGAGGUUUGCCUGUCCGCUGCUGCAGCAGGAGCCGGGUCAGGCCCCAGUGCAGCGAGCGAGAGCACCAGCCAAAGUUCUCAGCCCGCAGCCACACCGUGGGCAUAUGGCUCUUGUCGGGACGAGCCUGAGGGAAGGGACAGCCCACAGGGACAGCACCCUGAGGGACAGGGCCAAGGGAGCAGCGUGGGGGCACAGGCAGGCCAUGGGAAGUGGGUUCGGAGGGGCACAGCCACCACCCUGGGCAGAGCAGCUCUGGGACACAGAUUGUGGCCAGCACCGAGCUGUUGUCUUUGCAAAGCUUCCUCCAAAUACUCUGUACUGGGACCAAUAAUAGACAUAGAUUUUAAUAGAUCUGAGGUUUUGUCCUUUUAUUUUUUUUUUUUUUUUUUUCCCCUCCUUACUAUGGUGCUGAUGUAUAUGUAAUAUUAAAAAAAAAAAAAAAGUUAUUUGUAAAUAUGUUUUUACAAUUCUACAGAUAUCACUGGGUCUACUAUCUGUAAAAUAUAUACAUAUAAAUAUAUAUAUAUAUACUGUUUGUUUAAAA
Gallus gallus (chicken) is the source of this 6955-nucleotide messenger RNA. RefSeq names its product mastermind like transcriptional coactivator 3 (gene MAML3). Gene Ontology annotation, molecular function: transcription coactivator activity. The transcript is spliced from 5 exons. Bases 1714 to 4893 code for a protein of 1059 amino acids. Lineage: Eukaryota; Metazoa; Chordata; Aves; Galliformes; Phasianidae. Gene Ontology annotation, cellular component: nuclear speck; nucleoplasm. Gene Ontology annotation, biological process: positive regulation of transcription of Notch receptor target; Notch signaling pathway. The record is from RefSeq and is a predicted model, not a curated record.